Molecule: messenger RNA, 2736 nt
Organism: Hypoxylon trugodes
Lineage: Eukaryota; Fungi; Ascomycota; Sordariomycetes; Xylariales; Hypoxylaceae
Product: SPO22-domain-containing protein
Exons: 10
Coding region: 1-2736 (911 amino acids)
Biological process (GO): meiotic cell cycle; regulation of synaptonemal complex assembly
Source: RefSeq, a predicted model, not a curated record
AUGGACGCAUCUGCUAAUUCCUCUCAUCCUUCCCGCGACAAACGUAUCAAGUCAAUCAUAGCUUUCUGUCAUGAUCUCCAGAAGCGGUUACGUAACAAGAACGACGACCAGGCACUGAAGGAUCUUACAGAUGGGCUGAAGGAUCAAAUCGACACUAUUAAGCCCUACGUUGUGAAGCAUCCAGGUUCACAUCGCCAUACACAGCUUGAUGAGGUCGGCAAAGACCUCUGGAAUUGGUGUGUUGAUGCCAACCAUAAAAGUGACGGCGAUGUUUCGCCAGCAAGACACAAAUUAUUGACCUCGGUUCGGGUAUUCUCUUUUCUAAUUCUAGCACUGGCUCAACGGAGUGACCACAAUACACCGAAAGAUCUCCUUCGCCUGGAAAAAGUGGCAAUUAAAGCCGGCAGAUCAUGCAUUGUGAACGGCGAGCUCGACUUCGCGCGCACGGUUCUGCAAAAAGCCGCGGAAUAUGACGGGUUGCUACAGAAUAUGCAGGCAAAAUUACCGACCGAAGAGUUAAACGAAUUCAAAAAAUCACAGGCAGAAUAUUUGACACUUCGUACAGUGCUAGCCUGGAAAGAAAACCGCCUAGAUGUAGCCGACCAUCUCUACGAAAAGAUACAAGACCACAAUAAUGAUAUUAUUGACCCCGAGUCGGUGGGGAACUUAGCCGAUGCAUUUUACGAGAUCGGAAAAGAUCUAACAGCUCAGAGAAACUUCCCACUGGCAGCGAAAUGGCUGGAGAGAGCUUACGAAUGCAUCAACAUCCAAGAGAUUGAACGGUUAUCCAGGGAAGUUGUCGAACUAAGAUUAGCAAUUUCGCAGGCUCUUGUUCGCGCAUAUCUAGACGUAAAGACGGAAGAUGGCUUCCAAAAGGCCGAAAAUCAUGUCGGCUACAUCGAGUCUGAGAUCGGUGACAAGCUAGUUGUUCUUUUACUUAGAUUGGAACUCCUACUCAGCUCGCCUGCUGAAGUAUUCGAUAGUGGUGCGUAUGCUGACAUCCUCCGACGAAUGAUUAGAAGCCUUGACGUUUCCGAAUCAAGCUUCAAUCUCAUUAUGCAUCACAUACGUAAGCUGGAAGAUAAAAGCCCGAGCCUCGCCGUCUCGGUACUUGACGAUUUUAUAACAUCGAGAGUCCUACCCACUCAACACGAAGAAUGGGUCGAACGAACCGUCGUGCUUCGCGCUCAGAUGGCUACAACGCAUCGCGACACUCAUGGAACGAUACAAGAGCUCACAGCCACGUUCGAUAGUGUCGCGGCUAAUUUAGAGAAACCACUGUCAGCUGCUGUUGUUCUGGCCAUACAAAUACUCAUGUGGAAGAAAAUUGACGCAUCGUUCAGUCAACAAGAGUUGGCCGUAACCGAGAGAUGGUGUCGGGUGGCUAUGCAUUCAGCUCUGUGCCAUUCCGGACCGGCCAAUACCGCGAAAAUAGCUAGGAAAUUGCUUAGUUGCGCACUCCAAAGGAACGACCUAGGUAAUGCUAUAGAAACAUUCCGAUCUAUGAGUGAAUCAGCUAGACGAGAGCCGAUGACACUAUAUCUCGGGUAUAAAUUAGCUCUAAGGAGCAGAGACCGAGAAAUGGCUUCCGACUGCUUAAAGAAUAUCAGCGAGGCCUCACUUAAUGAUCCUCAAUACCUUUAUGCCUGUUGCAUGGAUGCACAGGAAGCGGAGGACAAGGAGUGUGCAAUCGAAGCAUUGCGAUAUUUGAUUUCGAGGUCUGAAUAUAGUUCUUCGGAUGUCAUCCAUCUACCCGCCCUGUUACGCGUCAUUAUACGCCUCGAGUUAUCGCUUAUAAAUACCCAAGGUUCGGAGUCUGCCGGCCAAAAUUUGCUAGUAGAUGAUAUCUGCGAAGCCUUUGAAUGCGCUGUAACAGCGAUUCAGAGAGACCCGCGAAAUGGCCAAGGCGAAAAACUGUUCGUCAUAGAGGAAUUAAAUUGGUUUUCCAAGAACGCUUAUAACUUGGGCCUUAAGAAUAUACACGAAUGGCACCCGGCUCAAAGCAUCCGUAUCUUCCAAUGCUGCCUCUCGAUAAUUUCUCAAUACCCCCAAGACAUUCCAGGCCAAGCAGCCGACGAUCUCUCGUUACGUGCGAUGUUCUGCCAUUUUCUGAUAGCGACUGCAUUCAUCGCGCUGGCUCGGCCUGAAGACAGCGUAGAAACGCAACUCCAGCACUAUCUUACGAUGCGUAAUCAUGUCAAAGGUUUCGAUACUGCGUUAGAAGCGCGAUUGGAAAAUCUAGAUGAAGUAUCUAAGACCGACCUUCAAAUGAAGCUUUCGACACUUCUAAAUCUAUCGGCCUUCCAGGCGAUGGCGGACUGUAUUCUGCGAGCACAAUCCGUCCCUGGACAAGUGCUCUAUUCUACUCUACGCAAGAUCAUAAACCAUAUAUUUUCUCUUGAGUAUUUCGACAAUGGAAAGCUUGCGAAGUAUUUACGAUGUCUACUCAAGGCUACGCUGGCUUCGGAACCCGAGUUUCCACUGAAGAUCAUGGAAGAUAUAUGUAGGCUUGUGAAACAAUGCGCAGCUAGUCAACAGCCGAUCUCUCUAGAAGAGGUAGCGUGGUUCACAACUACGGCAUUUAAUCACGGCGUAGACUUAUACGGUACCAAUGAAGAUGAAAGCAGUAAGAAAUGGAUUGCUCACGCGUUGACAUUAGCACAUUAUCACCAGGAUGGCGGCGAUUUAGAACGAGAGCUCCAAAAGAGGCAGAUCAAUCUCAAGUGGGAUGCCUAA